Cucurbita pepo subsp. pepo (vegetable marrow) is the source of this 1030-nucleotide messenger RNA. RefSeq names its product two-component response regulator ORR4. Lineage: Eukaryota; Viridiplantae; Streptophyta; Magnoliopsida; Cucurbitales; Cucurbitaceae. Gene Ontology annotation, biological process: phosphorelay signal transduction system; cytokinin-activated signaling pathway. The record is from RefSeq and is a predicted model, not a curated record.
UCCUAAAACAUCAGAGGCAAACAGGCGCGCCCACGGCUGCUCGAAAAUCAACCAACACUUUGAUUUGGCAAAAUCGAUUAAACAAUUGGUCAAGAGUCGCCCCCGUCUAAACCAAAUCAACCUUGAAGAUCCUCUCGAUUCCGAAUCAAAUCUGUCGGAUCUCGCUUUCCAACUGUCACAUUCCAAGAUUUUCCCUCCUACAUCGAAUCGAUCUUCGCUCCUUCCAUCCAUAGAUAUAAAACUCCUUCGAUUCAUUCUCAUUCUUAUCAGUUCUCUUUCGAUCUUCUUCUCCAAUUCAAGUUCUCUGUCGCUGAAGAAUCGCGAUUCUACCAGCUAUGGGUGUUGCUGUGGCUGUUGAUGUUGAAACCACUCGGUUUCAUGUUCUUGCUGUUGAUGAUAGCUUCAUCGAUCGGAAAUUGAUCGAGCGCCUCCUCAAAACCUCCUCCUAUCACGUUACUGCUGUUGAUUCCGGUACCAAGGCCUUGGAAUUUCUCGGUCUUGUUGAAGAUCCUGAUCUCGAUGAUGAUGUUGAUGAUGAACAACACUCCAAACUCCCCCCCUCAAUUCAAGAAGUGGAUGUGAAUUUGAUCAUCACGGAUUACAGUAUGCCUGGAAUGAGUGGCUACGAUCUCCUCAGGAAGAUCAAGGAAUCGAAAUCUCUUAAAGACAUACCAGUUGUGAUCAUGUCCUCUGAGAAUGUUCCUUCAAGAAUCAACAGAUGCUUGGAAGAAGGAGCGGAAGAGUUCUUCCUCAAACCAGUUCAAUUGUCCGAUGUCAGGAAACUGAGACCUCAUUUGAUUAAAGAAAAAUCCACAAGGAAUUGAUGAAGAAGAAGAAGAUGAACAACUCCUCAACUAAUUUUAAUUUUGAUUUUAGUGAUUCUGUAAAGAAUUAGAUCCCAAACUGACUACCAUUAGCAAAUCCUACACACAAAUUUUCUCGGGAAACUAACAGAAAAUCAAAGAAUGUAUAGAUCUGCUGCUCAUUUUUGUCUCUGAUGAUUUGAUUUAUGAAGUAAUUUUUUGUUUCC